Molecule: messenger RNA, 1296 nt
Organism: Folsomia candida
Lineage: Eukaryota; Metazoa; Arthropoda; Collembola; Entomobryomorpha; Isotomidae
Exons: 3
Coding region: 418-1071 (217 amino acids)
Source: RefSeq, a predicted model, not a curated record
UUACACCCCCAAUGUUCCCAAAAAUGAAUUUUUAGUUGUUUACACCCCCAAUAUUUCCAAAAUUGAAUUUUGACUUGGGUACACCCCCAAAGUCGACAACAAUGAGUUUUGUCUAGGUUACACCAUAAAAGUUCGCAAAUUGAAUGCUGAUUAAUAUUUAUUAAUGAGCUGAUCUCGUCUUACUUAACUCAUCUCAUAUCUCAUGAGCUCGUCUCAUCUCAUCUCAUCUCACUUUACCCGUCUCAUGUGAGUUCUCAUCUCAUUUAGCGGCCAUCUCAUCUCAUCUCAAACUCAUCUUCACAUGAGAUGGGAUGAGAUGAACUCAUCUCACCGGCAACUCUAAUUGCGGGUGUACGAUUUCCGACUAGAUUGGGUGCGUUUGUAUCAACGAGUUGUCCCCCAAGGGUGAAGGGGACGAUGGAAUUAGGCUGCCCUCCAACGGCAUCUUCUGACCCUGUGGAAAUAACCAAGAUUGAUAAGGAUAAUAAUAACGAUGACAGAUAUCUGCUUUCUUUACGCUUUGAGAAUGUGACGGCGAGAUGGGUGACAGUAUCUGGAAUCCCGUUAGCUUGGUUUCUAUUGGAUGAAGUUGAAGUUCGGGAUGAUGUGGGGAACGUGGUGUCACAAGGGAAGCCAUACAUGGUGACCCCAGUCCCCGGAGAUGGAAAGUCGUCGCACCCGUAUCCCGUUAAUGGGAGAAAGUUGGUUGAUGGAGCCAUUUUCAGGAAAAUUAUUGCAGGAUCUACAGGUGUAGUGGGAAUCAGUCCAGGCCAAAAUGACGGACAUGUGCAGGUUGUUUGGGUGAAAGCUAAAUUAGUCCAAUGUGUCCGGGUAUGGAUGACAGAAUUUGAGUGGAGCUGGGGGAUUGAACUUCCGGAAAAUGUCUCCCUGCAAAUUCGAGAUUACCAGAAAAUCUGGCAAUCAGAGGUGAAAGUCGUAACCCGUGAAAGCUGUGGUGUGUCACCUUGUGCAGUGCUGUGUUUCGAUAUCAGACAAAAUAUUACUGGGGUUCGAGCGAAUUUCAUAAAUUUGGGGGCAUGGGUUAUGGUAACAGAAAUUAGCGUGGAAUAAUAGCAAAACAUUUAUUCCAGUAAAAUGUAAAGCGGCAUUGUUUGUAAAAAAUGUAAUCUAUGUUACAAUAAAUAUAUUUCUGGUUUAGUUUGAAUUAAUGAUCUCAAUUUGCGUGAGAUACAUAACUUCACUUUGCGUUAAGCCACACUAAGCAUUAUAAGUUGCAUGCAUUUACAACUUAUAUAUGUAUAUAUUUUCAUAUUCCAUCCUGUAAUUAAUAAUCAA